Molecule: messenger RNA, 291 nt
Organism: Penicillium antarcticum
Lineage: Eukaryota; Fungi; Ascomycota; Eurotiomycetes; Eurotiales; Aspergillaceae
Exons: 1
Coding region: 1-291 (96 amino acids)
Source: RefSeq, a predicted model, not a curated record
AUGUGCCGCCAAUACUUCACAUUUUACGACUGGUGCCAAUGCGAAGAAGACGCCGGUCAAAGCGUAUGCGCCGGCUACAAACGCAACAGCUGCCCAGGCGUGAGCAUUGAAACAGUCCACAUGCACUGCUUCUGCAAUAGCCAUGCUACAAAGGGCUUCAAGUCCGAGAAGCAGACACGCAAGGAAGAUAACAAGACCCGGCGCCGGUCUCAGGAUUCCAUGGAUGAGAAGGCUUCUUUUGGGCGUCGUUGGUUUCAGUGGUAUCAAUGGCGGGGGUUGCGAUCUCAUUGA